Molecule: messenger RNA, 1446 nt
Organism: Tigriopus californicus
Lineage: Eukaryota; Metazoa; Arthropoda; Copepoda; Harpacticoida; Harpacticidae
Product: AH receptor-interacting protein-like
Exons: 5
Coding region: 134-1261 (375 amino acids)
Molecular function (GO): peptidyl-prolyl cis-trans isomerase activity; protein binding
Source: RefSeq, a predicted model, not a curated record
GCGCCUUGACCGAGCCUCAGAUUCUUGAAUUCAUUCUGGAAAUCCUCGGGUCAUAUUCAGGUCGAAUCGGAUCGUACAUUCGGACUUGAGUUCUCUCUGGACCCGCCCAGGGCACAGAUUCAUCUCUCCUUAAAUGGGUCAAAAUGAGCGCGAGGCCAGUGAGGCCCAUCAAGAGGCCGGUUCCAGGUCCAAAGCGGCGCCCACCGGUGGUGGCAGUCCCGCCCAUCCCACCGACGGGGUCAAGCCCAUUCAAAAGAAGAUUCUGCACGCCGGGCGCGCGUCCCCGCCAUCGGCCACGGCCGGUGCUCACUCGCCGCCAGAUUUCCGUGAAGGCACGAAAAUUAUCUUUCACUUUGUCACCAAACUGUGCGAUCUGGACGGCACGGUGCUAGACGACAGUCGGGACUGGCCACGGCCCAUGGAGCUCAUCAUUGGCAAGCAAUUCAAACUUGAAUCUUGGGAGCUUUGUCUUCAAACCAUGCUCGUGGGCGAAGUGGCUUCCUUUACCGUUCAAAGACAGCUCACGUGCAAUUAUCCCACCGUAGCCAAAACCUUGCGGGACACAUUCUUGCCCAAACGAGAUAAGGACGGUCAUCUCCAAGCCACGCCCAAGGGCGGCGAGCAACACCAGCAUAUGUGUGGCAUGAUGGCCAUGCAAAUGCAGGGCGGCUUGGGUUACGACGACCUCAAUCAGCUCAUGAAGGAGCCCCAGUCGCUUGAGUUUAUCUUUGAGAUCAUCCGGAUCGAGCUGCCCGAGGAUUAUCAAGCCGAGACUUGGCAAAUGAAACCGGACGAGAAAUUGGGCAAAGUACCCGAGCUAAAAGAACAAGGCAACCGGCUUUUCCGCCAAAAGAAGGUCAAAGAAGCGUCCGAAAAGUACGGCAUGGCCAUUACACUGCUGGAACAACUUAUGUUAAGAGAAAAGCCCAAUGAUGAGGACUGGGUCAAACUGCGCGAUGCCAAGAUUCCGCUCCUGUUGAAUUUUGCCCAAUGUCGAUUAUCGGAAAACGACUAUUAUCCCGUGAUUGAACAUUGUACAGAAGUUUUGGAGACCGAUCCAGAUAACGUCAAAGCUCGCUUCCGUCGUGCCAAAGCCCACGUGGGAGCUUGGAACCCGGAUUCCGCCAAGGAGGAUUUCCAACGAGUCAUCGAUUUGGAUCCGUCGAUUGCGAUUACGUGCAAAAAAGAGCUGAAGAAACUGGAAGAGAUGGAAAAGCAGAAAGACGAGGCCGACAAGAAGAAGCUCCAAAAGCUGUUCUGAACUCGCUCUGAACUUGCGCGGUCUUCAGAAGUAAUCAACGUCCCCGCUUGCAUUUCCAGCCCAUUCCUUAACCAUCUUACCAACCAACUAACUAAUCAGCCAAGUCACCUGCAACUUUCAUUUCGUUUAAUGGUCCAUGUACUCAUUAUUUAUAUAAAUAAUAAAGCAAUCCACGUCCAACACUA